Molecule: messenger RNA, 555 nt
Organism: Nicotiana tabacum (common tobacco)
Lineage: Eukaryota; Viridiplantae; Streptophyta; Magnoliopsida; Solanales; Solanaceae
Source: RefSeq, a predicted model, not a curated record
AUGGAGUACUUAACAAGAAACCUCAAAACACUGAACCAGAUACCAGAUUUCAACUACCAUCCUAAGUGUGCAAAGAUGAAAAUCUUGCAGCUUGGAUUUGCUGAUGACCUUUUAUUGUUUUGCAGGGGUGAUAUAGGCUCAAUAAAGCUCUUGUUCCAAUGCUUCAUGGAGUUCUCAAAUGCUUCUGGCCUGAUGAUCAAUAAACACAAGAGUUCCAUCUUCUUUGGUGGAGUAUCACAAGCUGAUCAGGAGGAAAUCCUAGAGUUUCUAGGAAUUCAAAAGGAUAAGCUGCCAAUUACAAAGUUAAUUGAAGCAAUGUGUAGAAGUUUUUUGUGGACUGGCGAAGGAAGUAUAUCGAAGAAGGCUCUACUGGCAUGGGAGAAAGUCUGCUUGCCUAAAUCUGCAGGAGGCUUCAACAUUAUGAAUAUAGCUGUGUGGAACAAGGCUGCCAUCUGUAAGCAAUUCUGGAAUUUGUGCAAGGAGAAAAAGAACUGUGGAUCCAGUGGAUACAUAGCUACUACAUCAAAGGAAGACACAUAUGGGAUAUUCAACUAA